GCCGAGCCCAGCCGCGCGGGCGCUGUCGCGCAGGCGCAGUGCGGGCGGCGGCCGGCGAGGGGCGCAGCGGCGCGGGGGCGGUGCCGGGGUCGGUGGCGGCGUGAGGGCCUCCGGCGGGAAGAUGGAGGAGUUCCAGGCGGCAGAGGAGGCUUCCUUUCUUGUUGAUGAAGUCAGCAGCAUCAUUAAAGAGGCCAUAGAGGGUGCUAUCGGUGGCAAUGCCUACCAGCACAGCAAAGUGAACCAGUGGACAACAAGUGUGGUGGAACAAACCCUGAGCCAGCUCACAAAGCUGGGGAAGCCCUUCAAGUACAUUGUGACCUGUGUGAUUAUGCAAAAGAAUGGUGCUGGGCUGCAUACAGCAAGCUCUUGCUUCUGGGACAACUCCAGUGAUGGAACCUGCACUGUGAGAUGGGAGAAUAAGACCAUGUACUGUAUUGUCAGUGCCUUUGGACUUGCAUUAUAAUUGCCUUGGUCAUUCUUCUCUUUUCUAUUCCAGCACUUGAUUCCAUCUCCACUCAAACUGUGAAUACCUGAACUUGUUUUUAAUGCAUUUUUUAGUAACUUUUCUUCAAAGGUAGAAAUUUGAAAACAUGCUGUUACCUGUUUUAUGUUUGUACCUAGUACCAUACCAGUGUUUUCUAUACUUUUUUAUCACUUAAAAACUUCUCUUCAAGGUGCUAAUACUGAAAUCUGCUGCAGUGUAAACACUUUCUCUAGAUUUCUUUUCUUAGACCAAUAUAAAUGAGACACUGACUUUCACACUUUGUACUUUUUGUUAGCAUUAAAUUAUUGAAAUUCAUAA
Messenger RNA from Serinus canaria (Common canary), 802 nucleotides. It is a transcript of the gene DYNLT1, whose product is annotated as dynein light chain Tctex-type 1. Gene Ontology annotation, cellular component: cytoplasmic dynein complex; cytoplasm. Gene Ontology annotation, molecular function: dynein intermediate chain binding. NCBI's taxonomy places the organism in Eukaryota, Metazoa, Chordata, Aves, Passeriformes, Fringillidae. Gene Ontology annotation, biological process: microtubule-based movement. The coding region runs from base 122 to 463 and encodes 113 amino acids. The transcript is spliced from 5 exons. The record is from RefSeq and is a predicted model, not a curated record.